GCCGCCCCUCCUGGGCCGCCCCCACCCCCGCCAGCCGUGCCUGUCCCAGGGCCGCCCGCGCCAUGCCGUCCGUGCCGCUGCCGCCCAAGGAGAGCAACCUCUUCAAGCGGAUCCUGAAAUGUUACGAACAAAAACAGUACAAAAAUGGACUCAAGUUCUGCAAGAUGAUCCUUUCUAACCCAAAAUUUGCUGAACAUGGAGAGACACUUGCGAUGAAAGGACUGACCUUGAACUGCUUAGGGAAGAAGGAGGAAGCAUAUGAAUUUGUUCGUAAAGGACUUCGUAAUGAUGUGAAGAGUCAUGUCUGUUGGCAUGUCUAUGGUCUUCUGCAGCGUUCAGAUAAGAAAUAUGAUGAAGCCAUCAAGUGUUACCGGAAUGCACUCAAACUAGAUAAAGAUAACCUACAGAUUUUGAGAGAUCUCUCUCUGUUGCAGAUUCAGAUGAGGGAUUUAGAAGGAUAUAGAGAGACAAGAUACCAACUGCUUCAGCUGCGCCCCACACAACGUGCUUCCUGGAUUGGAUAUGCCAUUGCAUACCACUUACUAAAAGAUUAUGAUAUGGCCUUAAAACUACUUGAAGAGUUUAGGAAAACCCAGCAGGUUCCUCCUAAUAAAAUAGAUUAUGAAUAUAGUGAACUGAUUUUAUAUCAGAAUCAAGUGAUGAGAGAGGCAGAUCUUUUUCAGGAGUCUUUAGAACAUAUAGAGACAUAUGAAAAGCAAAUAUGUGAUAAAUUAAUAGUAGAAGAAAUCAAAGGAGAGAUGUUACUCAAGUUAGGAAGGCUGAAAGAAGCUGGUGAAGUAUACAAAGAGUUAAUUGAGCGUAAUGCAGAAAACUGGUAUUAUUAUGAAGGCUUGGAAAAGGCCCUACAACCCAGCACUUUAGAAGAGAGGCUUCAGAUUUAUGAAGAAGUUAGUAAAAGACAUCCCAGAGCAGUUUCACCUAGAAGAUUACCUUUAAACUUUGUUUCAGGUGAAAAAUUUAGAGAACUAACGGAUAAGUUCCUGAGGGUUAACUUCAGUAAAGGCUGCCCACCAUUGUUUACCACUUUGAAAUCUUUAUAUUACAAUCCAGAAAAGGUUUCUACAAUCCAGGAACUUGUUACUGGUUAUGAAGCCUCUUUGAAAACUUGUGACCUUUUUAGUACAUGUGAAAAUGGAGAGAAAGAGCCCCCAACAACACUGCUUUGGGUUCGGUAUUUCCUGGCACAGCACUUUGACAAACUUGGCCAGUGUUCUUUGGCCUUGGAUUACAUUAAUGCUGCAAUUGCAAGCACUCCAACAUUAAUAGAGCUAUUCUAUUUAAAAGCAAAAAUUUACAAGCAUGUAGGUAACAUCAAGGAAGCUGCCAAAUGGAUGGAUGAAGCACAGUCUUUGGAUACUGCAGACAGAUUUAUCAAUUCUAAAUGUGCUAAAUACAUGCUGCGAGCAAAUAUGGUGAAGGAUGCAGAGGAGAUGUGCUCUAAAUUCACAAGGGAAGGAACUUCUGCUAUGGAGAACCUUAACGAGAUGCAGUGUAUGUGGUUCCAGACGGAAUGUGCCGCGGCUUAUCAAAGGCUAGGGAAGUACGGUGACGCCUUGAAAAAAUGUCAUGAAGUAGAAAGGCAUUUUUUUGAGAUAACAGAUGAUCAAUUUGACUUCCACACGUACUGCAUGAGAAAAAUGACUCUCCGUGCCUAUGUAGACCUUCUGAGAUUAGAAGACGUGCUCAGGAAACAUGCCUUCUACUUCAAGGCUGCCCGAUCAGCAAUUGAAAUUUACUUGAAGCUCCAUGAUAAUCCUCUUACCAAUGAAAGCAAAGAGCAAGAAGUGAAUUCAGAAAAUCUCUCAGCCAAAGAAUUGAAGAAAAUGCUUAGUAAACAAAGAAGAGCACAGAAGAAAGCAAAACUUGAAGAAGAAAGAAAGCAUGCAGAAAGAGAACGACAGCAAAAAAAUCAAAAGAAAAAGAGAGAUGAAGAGGAGGAGGAAACUAGUGGACCCAGGGAAGAGCUGGUUCCUGAAAAACUGGAAAGGGUAGAAAAUCCAUUAGAAGAAGCCAUUAAGUUCCUUAUACCACUUAAGAAUCUUAUUGGAGAUGAUAUAGAAACACACUUAUUAGCAUUUGAAAUAUACUUUAGAAAAGGAAAGUUUCUGUUAAUGUUACAGUCUGUCAAAAGAGCUUUUGCUAUCAACAGGAAUAACCCAUGGCUACAUGAGUGCUUGAUUAAAUUCUCUAAAGCUGUGUCUGACCAUAGUAACCUCCCAGAAAUUGUGAGCAAGGUCCUAACUCAAGAAAUGCAGAAAAUCUUUGUCAAUAAAAACCUGGAGAGUUUUAAUGAAGAAUUUCUCAAACACAAUGCUACCUCCAUUCAGCACCAACUGUCAGGUGCAAAGAUGAUGUAUUUCCUGGACAAAUCAAGACAAGAAAAAGCAAUUGCUGUUGCAACUAGAUUGGAUAAAAACAUGAGAGACAAAAAUGUGAAGACAUUAACAAAGGUUUUUGAGGCGUUACUUGAUGGCAGUUUUGGAAGCUGCCGUACUCAGUGUGAAGAAUAUCAAGCAGCAUGUCAUAAACUGUUUCCUUUUACGUCUGCCUUCAUGCCUGCCACAAAUGAAGAAAACAGCAGCAUUGCAUCUGUGAAUCACACAGCCAUUAACCAUGAUUUGCUGUCCAAUGAAAUCUGAAGUAUUGUGUGCAAGCCCCUGUGUGUGUGUAUACCUACAUACACACAUGUAUAUGAAACUCUGACUCUCAUUACAUGCUGGCUGGAUACAGAUCAGGGUUACUUUUCCAGGUCGUAUUUUAAUAUCUUUAACAGGUAUCUAAAACAAAAUAUUUGGCUAGUCAAAUGGAGUAUGCUAUUAGGGUUUUUUUCCCUCCCAAUGAAAACUGCCAAUAUUUAUGUAAACAUCUUUAAUCAGCAUUUUUCAUGUUUAUACUUGUACAGGUUUAAGUCUUUUAAUAAUUCAUCAGCCCUCCCUCACAAUAAUAUGGAUAUUAAAGACUGCUUUCACUUAAGUGUUGUUACAUAUGCAGAUAUACGUGAACAUAUCUUGUUAAUAAAUUAUCAUUUGAGAGUUUUUAGCAGAUUAAGAUUGAAGUGCUGCUUGAACUGCCCUCUUUGUCUUUACUGUUCUUUAGGGUUUUUUUUCUGGGUUGUUUUGGUUGGAUUUCUUACUUUGGUCAGUUUGGUUUCUUUUGAAGCACAUCAACAAUGAAAGCAUUGGGGGGGGUUGCAUGUUUUUGUCAGGUGUGUGUCUUAUAUGGAACCAGUGUUGACAGAUAUGAAGAUUAGGUUUGUGUAAAAAAACCUAAACCAACAAAUACCUAAGGCUUUUUGAAAACUAUUCCCUCUACCUUGUGUUCCAUGGUUAUUGUUUCCUUAAUUUUAUAGUCAGUUUAACAUUUUGAAGUUUAAUACCCUGAAGCAAUUCCCUGAGAAGACAGUGAAUUUGAAUACUGUUGUUUGACCUUUGUUCCAUCUCCCCUUUCCUCCUCUUCCUUCUGGUUUCUCCCCAUCUGUUCACCUAUUGACACUUAGGAUGAAAAAAGCUGCUCCAAUUUUGCAUGAGUGCAGAAGGUACAGUAAUGGGGAAUACAGUUUUUCUCUACAUCAUAAAAACUCACUGGUGAGUGUUCUGUAUUACCUUCAUUAAAAGUCUUAGUUGUCUACUUAAGUAUUAUGGCCAAUACUCUAGAAUUUCUCCUGCCUAAAUGAUAUUGCUGUAGGUGCUGUGAGGCAAAACAGAAAUAUGUUUUACAUUUUAAAACUGUUUAAGGGAGCACAAAGAGGCAGACUACAAAUCAUAAUGAACCUUUUUCUUACUUUGUAUUCUGGUGCAUUAACUAUUAAAUAUACAACACGUCAAAAUGGAAGUUUAAAUCUAAUAUACCUAUUUAAAGCAUAGCAUUGUUAGACAGAAUGGCUACAUAUCACAUGACAGCUUUACAUUCUAUAUGAACUGCUAUCAAAACAUAAUUAUACUGUGGCUUGUACAGAAAAUUUCUGGAAACUGUAAUGGAAUUAUUCAAUCUUGGUUUGUUUUUAUUUCACUGCAAUGUAAAUAAUUUCAGUAAUAUUAACUAGCCCCUCAAAGGCAAAUACCAGUUCAUGAAGAGGGGAUUUUAUUAAGACAAAUAAACUGUUCUAAUUAAAAUUCUCCUUUGUGUGUCAUCUGUUUAGAUUAAAAAAAUUGUUGAAUGGAAAAAUUCACUGUAAAAUAUUGCCAACAUAUGUUAUGCUGUAAUAAAUUAUUUUGUACACA
Taeniopygia guttata (zebra finch) is the source of this 4241-nucleotide messenger RNA. It is a transcript of the gene NAA16, whose product is annotated as N-alpha-acetyltransferase 16, NatA auxiliary subunit. Gene Ontology annotation, molecular function: protein binding. NCBI's taxonomy places the organism in Eukaryota, Metazoa, Chordata, Aves, Passeriformes, Estrildidae. Gene Ontology annotation, cellular component: cytoplasm; NatA complex. The record is from RefSeq and is a predicted model, not a curated record. Gene Ontology annotation, biological process: N-terminal peptidyl-methionine acetylation.